Molecule: messenger RNA, 5794 nt
Organism: Struthio camelus australis
Lineage: Eukaryota; Metazoa; Chordata; Aves; Struthioniformes; Struthionidae
Source: RefSeq, a predicted model, not a curated record
CUGAAGGUGGUGCAUUGUGAGGGUUAGUCAUCUGUCAAAUAUUUGGUAGUCAUUUGUUCAGAAAAUUUCCUGCGUUGUUCAUGGAGUUUUUCAUCAGUAUGUCUGAAACCAUUAAAUAUAAUGACGAUGAUCACAAAACUGUGUUUCUGAAAACAUUAAAUGAACAACGUUUGGAAGGAGAAUUCUGUGACAUAGCUAUUGUGGUUGAGGAUGUUAAAUUCCGAGCACAUCGAUGUGUACUUGCUGCCUGCAGUACCUACUUCAAAAAGCUUUUCAAAAAACUAGAAGUUGAUAGUUCAUCAGUAAUAGAAAUAGAUUUUCUUCGUUCUGAUAUUUUUGAGGAAGUUCUCAAUUACAUGUAUACUGCAAAGAUUUCUGUUAAGAAAGAGGAUGUAAAUUUGAUGAUGUCUUCAGGCCAGAUUCUUGGUAUUCGUUUUUUAGAUAAACUCUGCUCUCAGAAACGUGAUGUAUCUAGUCCUGAAGAAAAUACACAGUCCAAGAGCAAGUACUGUCUAAAAAUAAACCGUCCUAUUGGGGAACCUAAUGAUACCCAAGAUGAUGAGGUGGAAGAAAUUGGAGAUCACGAUGAUAGUCCAUCAGAUGUGACAGUGGAAGGAACUCCCCCCAGUCAGGAAGACGGGAAAUCACCUACCACUACCCUGAGAGUUCAAGAAGCAAUUUUGAAAGAGUUGGGGAGUGAAGAGGUUCGAAAAGUAAACUGCUAUGGUCAGGAAGUAGAGCCUAUGGAAACAACUGAAUCAAAAGACUUAGGAUCUCAAACCCCUCAGGCGUUGACAUUUAACGAUGGCAUAAGUGAAGUGAAAGAUGAACAGACACCAGGCUGGACAACAGGAGCUGGGGACAUGAAGUUUGAAUAUUUGCUUUACGGUCACAGGGAACAUAUUGUAUGUCAGGCUUGUGGCAAAACAUUUUCCGAUGAAGCGCGAUUAAGAAAACAUGAAAAGCUACAUACUGCUGAUAGACCGUUUGUUUGUGAAAUGUGUACAAAGGGCUUUACCACACAAGCUCAUUUGAAGGAGCAUCUGAAAAUACACACAGGUUACAAGCCUUACAGUUGUGAGGUAUGUGGAAAAUCUUUUAUUCGUGCACCAGAUCUGAAAAAGCAUGAAAGAGUUCACAGUAAUGAGAGGCCAUUUGCAUGCCAUAUGUGUGAUAAAGCUUUCAAGCACAAGUCCCACCUCAAAGACCAUGAAAGAAGACACCGAGGAGAGAAGCCUUUUGUCUGCAGUUCCUGCACUAAAGCAUUUGCUAAGGCAUCUGAUCUAAAAAGGCAUGAGAACAAUAUGCACAGUGAAAGAAAGCAAGUUACUACAGCUAAUGCCAUCCAGAGUGAAACAGAACAAUUACAGGCAGCAGCUAUGGCUGCUGAAGCAGAGCAGCAAUUAGAAACUAUAGCUUGCAGUUAGAAACAAAAGCAGCAACUUUAUCAGAAAUAAUAUAAAAAAUUAAAUUGAUCAAAAUUUAUUAUUGGCAUAUGUUUAGACUGAUAAUUAUCUUUUCAAGAAAACAUAUUUUUAGAGUAUUUGAAUGCUGCAUAGGAACGCAUAGCAUUGCUUGGUUAGGUAUUUUAAAAUAUUUCAGAGAUGCAUAUUCUUAGAAUAUAAAAUAGUUUUGUUGUCAUUAGAGGUAUAAUGCACUAAUACAUGAUUUAAUUUAAGAGUAUGGUGAAGUUCUCUGUAAAACAGAGCGAUCGUCACUGGCUGAUGUUUUAUUUCAUCUCGUAUGGAAUACUACGUACGUUGUAGACAUCAAAAUCAGUGAGUUAUGUUUAAACAUGCUGAAAUCUCAAAAUAACAAACAUGGAAAUGAAAUACUUAUUUUUCAUAAUUUUGAAGGUGUUGUGCCUACAAUUUAUGAAACACAGCUGUUGAUUCCCUGGGAUUUCCUUUUAAUUCCCCCUUUUUUUCACCUAUGAUAGGUGCUAGAUGUUGAAACAGCAGAGCGUAACGGGGAGUGUGACUGAAAGAAAUUACUUCUUAUUCCAGUCCCUCAAAUAUCCUCUUGUUUUAGUCAAGUUGAUGAGUUCACUGAAGUCAUAAAUGCUUGCUUUCCUGAAAAAAAACUGCGUUAUUCACGUUCACAGUAGUCCAGGCGGGCAAAACAGAAAGAUCACUGUGUUCGCCUAUCCCUUCUGUGGGUAAGAGAAUCUGCCAUGUUCGUUUCUAUGUUUGCUUUAGAAAUCUUAAUGCAGUCCCUGGGAGAUGGGACAGAGCAACAAAGAAAAGAGGGUGCAGCAUGAAGGAGUACAUAUUUUCCUUACUCAGACCCGGUUGAAAUUAGUUAAAGCUAGUACAGCCUGAGGUUGUAGUUUUUAUUAUGCAGCUUUCAAGUUUUCACUUCACUUAACCUAGCACAGUUUAGGCGAAGGAGUGUUUCUGGCAGUACUGCAGAAUUAGCUGCACUAUCAAAUGUUUGGAAUUCCCUGCCAGAACUCCCAAGUUCUGGUGUAAAGCCGCAGGCUAUCAGAUGCCUGCCAGCAAUUUUCAGGUUGGGCUUUAUAUCUUGGCUGGUCAUACCAGCCAGUAGGUCCUGUUUAAGCCUAAAAAUUUCUGCCUUCUGACACACUACCUCUCAGCGAGAGGGAGAUUUUGGUGCGUGAUUUCAGUCGUCAUUGAUUCAGAAUCAGUGUUCCUUAAUAGUCUGUUACUUAGAGUUGCCUAUUUUUUUAGACAACCUGGGGUAGGUGCUGUUAAUUCAAUUCUCACAGCGUUGGCAAAAUCCAUAGUCUUUGGAUUGCCCUCUGCUCUGUGUUGUCAACAAGACGAGACAGAGUAACAGUGAUAAAGUGAUCCAAAGGGAUAUCAAGCCUUUAUUUUAAAUAUGUAAAUACUAUAACUGUUGUCAACGCUUCGUUGGAAGUUGGAAUGGGCAAAAAUGCACUCUUGUGUAUGUGGUUGGAAUACACUGGUCACUUGAGAUACCUAUAGCAUAUGGAAGUGUUGGACCAGUUAAUGAUAAGUUACUGUGUGGUAGGUGACCUCUUGCAUUUCUAAAUAGAAAUUGAAAAUAGCAUUUUUAGAACUGUUAGACAAAACUUUACUCUGAUAAUUGAUUUUUUUUUUUACAGCUUCGUUUUAUUCAUGUACUCAUCAGGUUAAGCAAUUAUAUUAAAAUGCCAAUAAUUGUUUGAAAGCUGGUCUGUAAAUAAAACGUGAAUUUAAUAUUUUAGAAAUGUAAACUUUGGACCUUUAUGAAUAUAUUUUUUUAAAAUAUUGCUUCAUUUUACAUUCAGUAAUAUUAGUUUGUAAACAAACUAUACAUUUUGUAUCUGUGCAACAUCAGAGGAUGUGUAUUCAUGGCAUUUUAUUGGUUCUCUUGAGGAACAUGAUAAAUGAUCAUUGUUGAAAUGUUGUACUGUAUAUAAUCAUAGAUAAAGAUGGUAGGUCCAAAAUGGGAUCUACUUUUUCUUUCUUUCUAAGUAUAGUCUUGCUAUGUUUUCUUGUCUAAAAUUUUAUUCACUGUUUCUUAGAUGAAGUAAUUGGGAUUAUUAAGGCUAGACAAAACAAGUCUGUUGUGAUAAGACUUCAAAAGUGUAAAAGAUAGCUAUAAAGAGGAAGAAAAUAUAUUUUUUUCCUGUAGAUCUCCCAUGAAGAGUAUAAAAAGUAAUGAGCUUAAAUUACAACACUGGAGAUUUACAUUAGAAAAGACUUUCUAAUGGGUAGAAUAAUCAAGUAUUAGAACAGAGUGCCUUGGGCAGUGCUGCAAUCUGCAUUAGUGGUGAUCUUCAAGAACAGGUUAGACAAACAUCUGUCAGGCGUGGUUUAAAUAUGAUUAAUUCUGCCUUGAAGCAGAGGGAUAAGCUAAAAAAACUCUCAGGGUCCUCUUUAACUUUGUUUUUUUGGAAUGUUAUGAAAGUAAUAAAUGAACAUAUGUCUCAUUGGGGCAGCAGACACUUGAAUUGAAAGACUGAGUUCAAGGCAUACGCUUCAGGAAAAUUGCACUCUUGACAUUUGUACACAAAUAAUCAGGCUGUGAAUUUGAAACUUGUGCAAAAACAGGCUUAUGUUAAAAGGCAGACAACUGAAAGUAUUAUAACUGCUUUUUAGCUAUCACAGAGUAAAUUUGUCACUGUUUAAGUUGGGCUGCAACUCUAAGGGCUGUGUGAUGUUUGUAGCUCUUUAAAAUUGGACAGUUUGCUAUUAUAUAUACUCUAAUUUAAUCAACAUGUGCAGAGGCCGGACCAAAUGUUAUUGUUGCAUGUGCCUUGGACAUGACAUUAACCCCUUACACAAGACUUGGUCUUAACAGUCUCUGUCAGAGGAAUAAGUUAAGUGAAAACAAUGGAAUUGCUCCAAUGACAUAGGCUUCAAAAGGAGCCUAAGCCUCUCACUAGUUUUUAGCUCCCAGGAAUUCAUAAGACUGCUACAUUGUCCCAAGGCCACUGAUGAUGGUGUUGAUCAGGAAAGCAAAGACUCAGUUACAAAUUUUGUGAAUUUGAUAAUUUAUUGGAAAUUUCUACUACCACUGUUUUAAGGAUGUGAAGCUGCCUUUUUUAUUUUAUUUUUGUUUAGAAAGCUAAUGGAUAAUUUUUUGUUCACUUCCUAAAUAUUCUUAUUCCAGACAAUGAUAAGACCUAGGAUAAGCUUAAGCUUAAAGUUCCAGAAGAGGUGGAGGUAACGACAGCUGUACACUGUAGUUAGCGUAUUUAAAUUGAUCCUUUUGCAUGUAUACGUUCUGAAAGGAUGGUAGUUUCUCUCUUAUGGGGGUCUAACUUCAAAGUUCAGGUAAACCUGGCUGCAUCUUAAGAUGUUACUGCUCCCAGCUUCUGCCCUGCCUGUACCAAAGGACAUCAUGUGCAGAAGCAGAUGUACAUGAGCUCCAAGCCACAGAGGCACUGGCUGAGGAACAGGCACGUUUUUUCUUCAGUUGUUGCAAACAUGGCAACUUCCUUCAGAGCUCGUCAGAUAGUGAGAAAUCCUGCCUGAUGAGUGCGAGUUUUGCCACUGACUUUAUUGGGGCCAGACUACCCCAAUAUUCCUAACAAGGCUUGCAAACGAGGCAAAUUAGCUAAGUAGUGUGCAUGCAAGAGAGUCAGAACGAUACAGAAACAUAGGUGGCUAACAAAACAUUAAGACUGAACAAAUUUUUUUACAGAGUUGACUAGCAAAAAUGCCAUGCAUGAGAUUAGGCCUGAAGAUAUACUUCUCCAUCUGUUGUUUUUGGAAUCAGAAUCAGUUAUGUCCUUAAUACACAAAGGAUAGCAAAAAAUCAGCUCCCCCCUGGGGCCUGUGCUGAAAAUCUGUCCAUGUUAUGAUGCUGAAUGAAUGAGCGACUUCCGUGGAAGCCAUGGGCUUCUCCCAUGUAUUAGAAUCAAGUAUAUGAUUAUUUGUUUGCAUGAUCAGGGUUUUUAUGUAUAUAAUGCAGCAACACAGCAGCUGAUGUAAAAUGAGGUGGUUCUGGUGACCUGAAUGGGUCUACAUGACUAACACCAGUGGAGAUGCUAAACUGAAGUCUUCUCAGUUUAAAAAAAAAAAAAACAAGUCUUAAGGAAAAAUAACCAUUUAAUUAAAAGGCUUUAUGAUUUAAAAGGCUAAAUAACUCAGAAUGAAAAAUACUUGAAACAGGAACUUUGCUAUUCUGUGAUUGUAACUGUGCUUUUAAACACUACUGCUUUCUAAAGAGAAAAGCAGACAAAGAGAACACAUUAGGCAGUCUUUUAUCUGAUUCACUUCUGAUCCAGAUUGUUAGCCAUGGCUAUACUGCUGGUUAUUUGACACAACCAAGUUUGAAAAAUACACAUUAGUCAGGGCAAAAUAAUAUUUUCCAGCCUUCU